CGUUGGAAUCAGUGGAUGCUGACAAGGUUUACGUCCUCGGUGGUCUGGUGGAUGAAAGCAUCCAGAAGAAGUUGAGCCUGUCCAGAGCCGGAGAGCUGAGCGUCCGCACAGCGAGGCUGCCUAUAGACGAGUACAUGGUGAAAAAAGACAACGUGAAGAAUUUCCACUCAAAGAUCCUGGCUGUUAAUCAAGUGUUUGACAUCUUGUUGACUUUCUGCGACACCAGCAGCUGGAUGGAAGCCCUGCAGACGUGGUUUCCUCUAGGGAAGGGUUACGUGGUUGCAGCAGGUGAUUCGCCGCCUCCUCCUGCAACAUAGACUCAUCGCGUAGAAUAAUGACUUCAUUUAAUUUCAUAUCAACUACUGAAAUUCCUGUGAAAGGACAUUGUUAGAGGAAGACUCUUCAUGCUGCUGGUGGGAGCUGUGCCUGGUUAAAGAGGACAGCGCGCUGCUGUUCGGUCAUUUUAACACUGACAGAUGUUUAUUAGCUUUAAAGUGACUGCAGGGAACACACGCAAGAGCAUUUUUGACUGUUUUACUGUUUUUCUAGAGUCUUCAUAGUGCCUUUAUUUGUUAUUCUCCAACUUCAGCUUCUGUGAACGGCAGCAUUAUGAGUAUAAUUUAUAUGUAUAUAGAAAGAUGAUUACAUUUCUUAAAAUGGACCAACAGUGAAGUGUUUUGCACUGAAAAUCUUUUGCUAUGAAUGUCUCUAUAGACACUGUAUUUUUUAAACUUCAUGUGUAUAAACAGAGUUAAAAAAAA
Neolamprologus brichardi is the source of this 761-nucleotide messenger RNA. NCBI's taxonomy places the organism in Eukaryota, Metazoa, Chordata, Actinopteri, Cichliformes, Cichlidae. The record is from RefSeq and is a predicted model, not a curated record.